AUCACCGAUCGGGUUUUACAAAAAUCAACUAAUUUUCCGUGAAAAAAACAAGUUUUAUCUUACCGCAAACGAUGGACGACUGCGUCGAGAUCAAUUCUUCCGACGAGGAGAUACAGCAAGUGGCCCGCGGUAGCCGUGAGGCAGAACGGAUUGGCAUAUCUUCGGCGUCCUGUUCGCCGCAACCAUCGUCCGAUCGACCCAGCACACCGGUAUCGGCGAACCUGCGAUAUUCUAACCAGGCCGUACACCGAAUGUCCCGUCGGAACGAAAAUGGUCAGCUGAAAAAGUUGGAAACCGAUCCGAAAUUCCUGGCCAAUUUCAAUCCGAACACAUCCCGCCGGGAGAAGCGAAAACUGAACCGAAAAUCUACGCCGCUGGUGGUGCCGAAGACGACGGGAAUCUACAACGAAAAAGGUAUCCACCGGGACUCCUGCCGGGAUAUGUGCGAUUGUUUGGACAUGAGCUGCCCCGGGUGCCACUUUCCGUGCCAGUGCUGUGGGAGCUCCAAGUGCGGGCCGCACUGUCGCGUCACGCGCAAGUGGAUGUACGAGAGUAUCGAACAUGACGCCAAGGAUUUGGUGAUUAGAAAUAAGUUGAUGAUAAAGAAGUAAUUUAGAGUAUUAGAUUAAUAUAAGAAGAUAAGAGAUUAUCCGACUGUGUGAAUGACCACGUAUUAACU
This is a messenger RNA of Ochlerotatus camptorhynchus, 679 nucleotides long. Its product is annotated as ARL14 effector protein. The record is from RefSeq and is a predicted model, not a curated record. Gene Ontology annotation, cellular component: intracellular membrane-bounded organelle. The transcript has a single exon. Bases 72 to 611 code for a protein of 179 amino acids. Lineage: Eukaryota; Metazoa; Arthropoda; Insecta; Diptera; Culicidae.